Crotalus tigris (Tiger rattlesnake) is the source of this 8348-nucleotide messenger RNA. It is a transcript of the gene SUFU, whose product is annotated as SUFU negative regulator of hedgehog signaling. The transcript has 12 exons. Gene Ontology annotation, cellular component: cytoplasm; nucleus. Gene Ontology annotation, molecular function: transcription factor binding. Lineage: Eukaryota; Metazoa; Chordata; Lepidosauria; Squamata; Viperidae. The record is from RefSeq and is a predicted model, not a curated record. The coding region runs from base 259 to 1686 and encodes 475 amino acids.
GGGGUGGGACACCGGGUGGAGGCGAAGGUGGGAUUAUGUCAGCCUCGUCUUUCACUACGGUGUGAUUGGCGAAGUCGGUGGCCUAUCAAGACUGGAGUCGGGGUGAGUGGGGGGACGCUUUUCCCUGCUCCUGCUGCUGGGCCCUGCCGGGGUCGCGAAAGGAGUUUGGAGCGAGCUGUGAUUUGUCUGCGGGGGUCUGGAUUGUCCCCCACCCGCUACGAGCCACAUUGCUUCCCUCCGUUCUUUACGGGUUCCCUCAUGGAGACCGUCGCCCCUGUUCCUCCUGGCCCCGGGUCGGGACCGUUUCCCUCGCUUUUCCCCCCGGGGCUACACGGCAUCUACGGCGAAUGCCGGCAACUGUACCCAGAGCAGCCCAACCCCCUGCAGGUCACGGCGAUUCUCAAAUACUGGUUAGGUGGACCAGAUCCUCUGGACUAUGUUAGUAUGUACAGGAACUUGGGAAGUCCAAUUCAAAAUGUUCCUGAGCACUGGCAUUAUGUAAGCUUUGGACUAAGUGACUUAUAUGGUGAUAACAGAGUGCAUGAGUUUACUGGACCAGAUGGACCAAGUGGUUUUGGAUUCGAGCUGACAUUUCGCCUUAAGCGUGAAACUGGGGAAUCUGCACCACCCACCUGGCCAGCAGAGUUAAUGCAAGGCUUAGCCAGAUAUGUCUUUCAAUCAGAAAACACAUUCUGUAGUGGUGACCAUGUAUCAUGGCAUAGUCCAUUGGACAACAGUGAGUCUAGAAUCCAACAUAUGCUCCUUACUGAAGAUCCACAAAUGCAGCCAGUUCAGACACCAUUUGGAAUUGUAACAUUUCUCCAAAUUGUUGGAGUAUGUACAGAAGAGCUUCAUGCAGCACAGCAGUGGAAUGGGCAGGGUAUACUAGAAUUGCUUCGGACUGUUCCUGUAGCAGGAGGUCCAUGGUUAAUCACAGAUAUGCGACGUGGGGAAACAAUAUUCGAAAUAGAUCCACAUCUGCAACAGGACCGAGUUGAUAAAGGGAUUGAAACAGAUGGCUCAAAUCUAAGCGGUGUCAGUGCAAAAUGUGCCUGGGAUGACCUUAGCCGGCCACCAGAGGACGAUGAAGACAGCAGAAGUAUCUGCAUUGGUACACAUCCUCGACGAUUGUCUGGAAAAGACACAGAGCAAAUUCGAGAAACUCUACGAAGGGGACUAGAGAUUAACAGCAAGCCAAUUUUGCCCCCAAUUAAUACUCAGAGGCAGAAUGGAUUGAACAGUGAGAGAGCACCGAGUCGUAAGGACAGUUUAGAAAGUGACAGCUCAGCAGCAAUUAUUCCUCAUGAACUAAUUCGCACAAGACAGCUUGAGAGCGUGCACCUAAAAUUCAACCAGGAAUCAGGAGCAUUAAUUCCACUUUGUUUAAGAGGCAGAUUAUUACAUGGUCGGCACUUUACAUACAAAAGUAUUACAGGAGAUACAGCAAUCACUUUUGUAUCUACAGGAGUUGAAGGGGCCUUUGCUACAGAGGAGCAUCCAUAUGCAGCACAUGGACCCUGGUUACAGAUCUUACUUACAGAAGAGUUUGUGGAAAGAAUGCUGGAAAACCUAGAGGAUCUGAGUUCUCCAGAAGAAUUCAAGCUUCCAAAGGAAUAUAGUUGGCCUGAAAAGAAACUAAAAGUCUCCAUCUUACCCGAUGCUGUAUUUGACAACCUACUCCAUUAAAGAAAGCUGACACCCACAAGCAGCAGCUUACUGUUUAUUGCCCAAGGACUAAUGGGAGGAUUGAGUAAAGUUGGUCCUGACAACUGUUGCUGCAUAACUACAGCAGAAGAAAGGUUACUCAACAACAGUUCAGCCAGAAAUGAGCAUGUCUGGUUCUCUCCUUUUUCAUCAUGGCUGAACGCUUGAGUAUCUGCAUAUGAAUGAGUACAAGAGUUAGACUGAAGAAGAUGUAUUCCAUUAUGAAUAGCCGCUGUAAUACAUCUACUACUAUUUUAACUGGCUCUAGAACUGCCUGCUGCCUUAGUUCAGGGUUUAUAUUCCUCAUCCGCAUUUAUUGUACACAUUUUUCAUCUGUAAGCACAUAAUUAUUAAUUAGAUGUUUUCCAUAAUGCCAAACUUCUUUUGUUAGCCAGGCUCUCCUUAGAAUUAUUCCUUUAAUGCAAGUUGCAAUUCCAAAAAGAAAGUGAGAUUCUCCACAUGUAUUGACAGUAAAUAGAGUAAAAAUUACUCCAUUAUCUUGGCCCCAGGCAUUUCUUGUGGUUUGGCUGCAGUGAAGUUAGGUGGGUGGGUUUGGUCUCUUAGCUUAGAUUAGUUGAGUGCAACUGAAUUUUAGAGUGCAAAUUUUGAGCCCUAUCAUAAAAUGAGCCUUUCAUUUGCUUUUCUGUAAAGAAUCAUUACUAAGAUAAUAUCCAAAAACAGGUUAAUGAUAAUAAUAUCAGCAACAACUUUCAAACUGAGCCUGUGAAUAUUAACAGAUUUAGAAAGAAACCUAACUGUAUUCAGUUGGACUUAUUUCUAAAUAAAUGUAUGUUAAAUUAUAAGUUUUUAUGUAUUACUUUGAGAAUGUUUGGGGACAAUAAGCCCCCUCCAACCCAACCCUUUUCAGACACUUUAAUUGAUAAGAUAACCCUGAGUUAUUGGAUUAUAAAGCAUAUUAAAUAAUCACUCUUAUUUCUUUUAUUGAUGACCAAGCAAGAAAUAUGAGUGAUUAAUUUUAUAUGCUUUCCUCAUUGUACUCACUGAGCUAUAAAAUGAGUUAAUGGCUUAUCUUAUUUGUAUUAGCACUGUUAGCACUUCUGUUUUUAUGAAAAUUCCUGAUGCUGCAUUCUUUCUGAAAAAUUUCCACCAACUCUCAUUGUUUCAGGUCCUAGAGGUGCCCAAGAGCCUGUUAUCUUAUAUCAGCUUUGCAACAAAGCUGUCUAUAAAACAUUUAAGUUUUGUUAAAACCAUGUUCUCACUUUUUAUUAAUGUAAUAGAAAGCCAUGAAUUUGAUGACUAUUGUUUGAAUCAGGCCUCUCCAGAAAUUAUCAUUCACAUAGAAGUCUAAAUUGUUUUUGAACUAUGUGAAAAUAUGCGUUUUUUACAACAGGGAUCCCCAACCCCCAAACCACUACCGGGCCAUGACCUAUUCAGAAUUGGAUCCGCGCGGGUGGCUGGCCGGAGCACACGCAUGUGCGCACAACUCAACUUGCAUGAGCGGUGGGCUGGCGGGCACUCAUGCAUAUGCAUGCUGGCCCGCUGUUCACGUGGCCCAGUUCUCACCCCCCCCCCAAGCCAGGCCACCAAGUUGCAAAGGUUAGGGACCAGUUUUACAAUCUACAAAUAUUCAGUAUUCAUCUGCAACUCAAAGGCUAGGUUAGAAUCACAUUGGACAAAAUAAGGGGAUACUUUUUUAUGCUAUGUCCUUUUGCUAAAAGAGAGAAAAAUAUAUACUAAACAUGAGCUGGUCUUGAUACAUUCUGAAACACUGUUUAUAUUGUCAGUAGAAUUUGUCAGAAUCCCAGUAACCUUUGUUUUCAUGUUAAGAUUUUGGAUACUGUGAUGUACUAAUCUGUUUUUAUAUUUAAAGAUCAUAAAGCAAGGCUUUGGAAUCUAUAACACAAGUGAGAAUCUUUUGGAGUGCCUGGUUAGUUUUGAGUAGAUGUUUAAGUAAAAUUAACAAUGUUUAAUUAAUAAUAGAAGAUUGCAAAGAGGUAACAGAGCUAACUUUAAGAUUCUCUAAAGGAAAUGCACACAGGUGGUGUUCACACAUACCAUGCAACUAAGUUCAUUAACCAUUAUUUGUUGAGCAAGCCAGAGUCAAUUUUCUGGGACAACAGAGUGACUUGUUUGAUCAAUUUCUUAUUUUCCCUCCAUUUCUUCUAUCAAUCAGUUGAUAUUUAAUAAUAUUCUUAACAAAAGUUAAAUAACAAGAUUAUUUGUUAGUUUGUAGGAAAAUUUGCUCUAUAAUUAAGCAAGUUGUAGCCCCAGGGCCAAGUGUGGUGCCCAGAUCUUAUUUUGAUAGCUCUCAGAUCUUCAUCCAUCUGUGCUGCAAAUGUUGGCAGUUCAAAUGAUAAACCAUGCUAGCAUGGUUUCUCACCAUUUUCUAACAAAAUAUUCAUUAAAACUAGUAUAUGAUCUUUAACACACUACAUUUUUUUUAAACAAACAAAAAAAUCCUCUGCAAAACCCAGAAAAUUCUACUACUGCUCAUUUAUCUGAGAGCCCCAUCCACUCCUUUGCACCCCAGGAAAUAUGUAUUAUAACUUCCAUCCUCAAAAAGGACAGUUCUGGGUUUUUGUGAUUAUUGUUGUUUUGGCUGUGUAAAGUUUAUGGAAUUGGUUUUGCUUCCUUUUUGUCAUUGGCAGCUCUGUGAGAUGUACACUAUAUUGGGUUUUUAAAAUAAUUUGUAGAGUUUAGAGAGCAGUCGUGUUUUGUGUAGGUUUUGUUUUGCCUGUGUCUGUUGUCUGAGUAUGGUUAGUGUUAUUUCUGUGAAAUGGAUAUUUUGUUGAAAUGUGUACACUUUGCUUUGGCAUUGGGAAGCAAUUCCCUAUCCUUUCAGGGAGGAGUUAGGCAUGGGGGGAAAAAUUAGCCUGAAUAGCAGAAAUGCUGUGUAGGUUUUCCCACAAUGGUACUUAUUUAGUUUUUGAAGGAACUGAAGUGGGAAGCCUACUUCUUAAUUUUUAUGCUUCAAACUGUAAUUGGAUCUAACAUCACUGAAAUGCUUUUAUAUGGAAAGAAAAGUGAUCCCUGCUGGUAGAAAACAGCUAUGCUGGAGAAAUGACUAAGCUAGAGAGAGCCUUUCCUACAAGAUCUAAUUUAUUACAUAUAAAUAUUGUGUGUGUGUGCACAUGUUUAAUUUAAAAAGUCCAGCUGACCUGGAGAAACAUUUGAUCUAUCUUGUUUUUUCACAGAUGUCUUUAAGAAUCUCAUAGGUCAGAAUAUAGCAAUAGCAUCCUCUUCACUUCUCAGGACCUAAUAAUUAGAGACAUAGUUAAGAUGAUAAAUAAUUGUCCAUUCUGACAUGAACUCUCGGGAAUUGUUUCCAGCAACCAAAUUAGUUUAUGUAUAUAGUUUAUUUGGAAAUAUAUUCAUUAAUGUAAUGAGGAAGUGUUAGUCACAACUGUCUCAUUGAUUUCUCUCUAUAAUUAACUCUCUGUUUGUUCUCUUUAAAGUUGAAUAAGGAGUUUCUUGUCUAAGGAAUGAAACAAGGGAGGCAGAGUCAGUAUACAGUACUGUGAAAUGUAAACGAAUUAAAAAACCCUUGUGAAUUUCUCAUGAAGGAUCUACAAGUUAAAGCUAAAUAGAAUUACCUUCUAUGUCUCUCAUAGGAUUUUCUGCAAGAUCCUAGUGUUUUCAGUGUUAUGUCCUGCAUGAGUAUUUAUUUUGGAGGGCAGGACUGACCCAAAGCAUAUUUUUUAAAUGACUGUCUUGUUGGAUUUCCAGAGAGAGUGCUUUCAGGUUCUUUAUCUACUUGUAUGCAGCCACAAGUUACUGGCUUGGCAAAUCAAAGGUAUGGUGCUUUUAUAUGUUUUUGUUUAAUCAAUAACAAUUUAUGACUGUUCUUGUCAGUUCCCUAAAGGACAUAAUGGAACAGGGCUUGGUCUCUCCUCCAACUCUUCAUGAGCAAAUACAUGGGCUAGUUAUGCUAGCUUUUUUUUUUUCUCAACAUAAGGCAAGAAGAGUUUGCUUUGCACUCUUGUUCUUUGCUUGCUAGUUCCUGAAGUGUUUUAUCGGAAAUAGAAGCUUUGGCUGCUCUUCAGUUGGUUUGCACCUGCUACUUAAUCCCUUCAGCACCUGGAGCAGUAAACACCCUUCCUGGCUUGCUGCAACAAUUAUUAACUUUUAGCGCAGCUGUUGCACUAGUCAUAUGCCAGGAUAAUGCUAACAGAGCCACCAGACCAUUCCAGAGUGUUUAACUAUCUAACUAUGAAAAAAACUAAGUUAUCAUACAAGCUAUGAGUAGAAUAGAGAUUUGAAGCUAUUGCACAUGUUGCAGGUUCUGGCCUAUCGCCUGUUUUGCUCAGAAGCUGAAUCCCACAAAACCACUACAGAUUUUUGUAAUGCAAAAAGGUGUAAAAGGUUCAAAAUGUAAACAAUUGGAUUGUAUUUAGAAAUAAAUCCUAUUUAAAUAUACAGUCCUAUCACAAAUAAUGUUUUAAGCACAUUUAAAAUUGAGGAUAAGCUACUUGAAAUAUGGUAGGAGAGCAAAAAGGAAGAAAGUAAUUGUUCACUGCAGAAACAGGUAUAAAAAAAGAGAAGCUGGGCUCACCCUGAAGGAGACAAAAGAAAUAAACAUUUGCAUGGUUGUUACAUUAAAUUGUACAUCUGUAGACAUCUCUAGUGUUCACAGUAUCUCUGUCUAUUUUAUAUAAAUGUAUACAUCUUGAACUUCAUGUUUCCCUUUUGUCAGAUGGUGGUUGGGCAAAAGUAGGAUACAAAUCUUUGAAGCCUCUGCAGGAUAUUUUGCAUUUCAGUCUGAUGAUCAGUGCAGAAUUAGAAAUGAAAGCAAUUUCUGGGCAGAUUAAAAAAAGGAUUUCACUGUCAUUCCACUGCAUUCUCUUCUCCCAGCAGUAAAGACAUAAUUACAACAUGCUUUAUAUGAACCCCUUUUGCACACGAUCCCUACACAUAAGGGAAGUAAGGGAUCAGGGAGCAAUUCUAUUUAUACAAGCAUUUUAAUGGUUUGAGACAAAAAUAUUUAACAUUGUUUCCCACGAGUAUCAUCGUUGCAGUUUUUAGGAAAAGAAAUAGUGCCUUCCUUCUUUGGUAGCUCUGUGGUGUUUCAUUCCCCACUUAACCUGUAUGUCCUUUUCUGCUAGACAUCUUGAAAGUCAAAAUUCGUACUAUAUCUGAUAUAAAUUUAUAAGGACCCCAGGCUGACCCAUUUCUUAAUUCACUUUUGAAUAUCAAAUGUAUUAUGUUUCAUAUAUAUUUCUUAUUCCCUUCUUAAAUUGCUUACAUACAAUCAUAGGAGCUUUUAAGCUUUCUAUUGUUUUUCCCAGACUGUAAUAAAAUGUUUUUUUUUUAUUUUUAGCCAGUUGUUUUCCUAUAUUGCAAAUAUUUUGAAAAAAACCUUCCUCAUUUAGAGAGUUAUAAUAUAGUGAGCUCCAGAAGAGGUGAGGGAAUCAUAUAUUUAACCUCCUUCAUUAAUUAUAUUUUCAUUUCAGAAAUUGUUUUAAAGCUUUGCUGCCAGCUAACUCUUGUGGCAUCUUCCUCAGCCCUUAUUUCCCUUUUCAGAGCAAAAUUACAGAUUUCUUCUUCCAUUGGACUCUUAUGACAUAAAUCUUCAAUGAACAAAAGGUGAUUCUAUGAUCCAUGUUCAGAGUAUAUAAUAUAAUAUGGGCACCGUGGUUAAUACAAAUGGCUGUUGUGAGCCCCAGUUGAUAGGAAGAUGCAGGAGCAUGCAAGUUCCUUGCUGGAUCUUUUAAUUCCAGGUUAAGCUGAACUAACUUUCUCACCAGUUUUACUUUCAAGACUAAAAAAAAAAAUCACUUAGAGAAAGAAAAACCUAUUUAAAUAAUUUAAAAAUGAUGAAACAAUUCAAAAGAUUAACAGUGCUUUAUGUUUAUGAAUAAUGCUACCCAUGACGUAGCUUUUCUGGACGUGUAGUUUAACAGUAGUAACGACUCGUGCGUGUUCGCAUGUGCACUUGCGCGCAUGCAUGCAAAUACAUGCACAAUUUAAUCUAGCUUAAGGAUAUAAAAUUGGUAUUUGCUAGUAGCAGUUCUGAAUUCUACUGCAGCUGAAAACAGCACAUGACCAUGUUAAAAGCUUAAGGUAGUAUCAUGCUUCAAAUGAAAAGUAUCUUUCCUUUUUGAAUAGUUUUAUCUCAAUAGAAACUAGAGUUCUCUAUUAAGCAGAGGGCUUGCUAACUUUUUUUUCUUUUUAAAGAGAGAAAUGCUCUUGGGUGUUAGUUUUAUAUUUCAGAUGGCUGUACUGUAGUUCUAGGAAACUUCAAACAAAUUGAAAUAUACUUUUGGAAUUAAUCCUUUGACUUGUUCAGAUGCUAAUUCUGACUGCUGAAGCUGUUUUGAAAAGCUUCAGCUGAGAUGAACCUUUUUGUAGUUCAUCUAUGAGUGUGUGUGCGUGUGUGGGGCGAAGCACGUAUGUGUGUGUGAGUGCAUAUCUCUACACAUAUUAGAGUUACUGAAGAAACUGACUGAAAACAGUUUACUUCUGCUGCAGUAAUAUUUCAAUAUUUUAGUAUAUCUUUUUCUACCCAAAAAAGUAAUGAAAACUUAAACUAGCAGUUUUAAAAAUAUUUUAUAUUAGUUUGUAAUGUAUAUUCUUACAUUAUCACAGUGCUGGUAUGAACUACUUUUUUGUAAUAUUUUUGUGAAUCACAAAGCUUUUGUUUCCCUUCUGUGUAUUCAAGGUACAUUAAACCUGUUUGCAUAUUG